This is a messenger RNA of Medicago truncatula (barrel medic), 1416 nucleotides long. Its product is annotated as serine/threonine protein phosphatase 2A 55 kDa regulatory subunit B beta isoform. The transcript is spliced from 2 exons. Gene Ontology annotation, cellular component: protein phosphatase type 2A complex. The record is from RefSeq and is a predicted model, not a curated record. Lineage: Eukaryota; Viridiplantae; Streptophyta; Magnoliopsida; Fabales; Fabaceae. Gene Ontology annotation, molecular function: protein binding; protein phosphatase regulator activity. The coding region runs from base 1 to 1416 and encodes 471 amino acids.
AUGAACAGUGUUGAUGAAGUCGCGGUAGCUCCGGUGGGUCCACCGUCUCCCUUGGAGUGGAAAUUCUCUCAGGUUCUCAGUGAACGUGUGGCUGGUGUGGAGCUUCAGAGAGUGGACAUAAUUUCUGCUAUUGAAUUUGACAAGUCUGGUGAUCAUCUUGCUACUGGUGAUUGUGGUGGUCGAGUGGUAAUCUUUGAGAGGACAAACACCAAAGAUCAUGGCGAAUUCCGUUACAAAACUGAGUUUCAGAGUCACAUUCCUGAGUAUGACUACCUUGAGAGUUUGAAGAUAGAAGAGAAAAUCAACAAACUCAAAUGGUGCCAAACAACUAAUGGGGCCCUUUUCCUUCUUUCUACAAACGAUAAAACCAUCAAAUUUUGGAAGGUUCAUGAAAAGAAAGUAAAGAAAAUAGCUGAGAUGAAUGUUGACCAUUACAAAUCAAUCGGAGGCAUACCAUCACUAAGAUUACCCGUGGUAAGUAGCCAUGAAACCAGCUUGGUGGCUCAAUGCCGUAGAGUUUAUGCCCGUGCACAUGAUUAUCAUAUCAAUUCUAUUUCAAAUAACAGCGAUGGCGAAACUUUCAUAUCCGCUGAUGCUUUACGAAUAAAUCUUUGGAACCUGGAAAUAAGUAAACCAAGUUUCAAUAUUGUUGAUGUAAAGCCUGCAAAUAUGGAUGAUGAUCUGACAGAGGUUAUAACAUCAGCAGAAUUCCACCCUACACAUUGUAAUACGUUGGCAUAUAGCAGUUCAAAGGGUUCAAUCCGUCUAAUUGACUUGCGACAAUCAGCAUUAUGUGAUUCGCAUGCCAAACUAUUUGAGGCGCCAAGAUCCAGUUCAUUAUUCAAAGAAAUAAUUGCUUCUAUAUCUGACAUAAAAUUUGGGAAGGAUGGGAGAUACAUAUUGAGCCGGGAUUACAUGACUUUAAAGUUGUGGGACAUUAAUAUGGAUUCAGGUCCCGUUGCAACUUAUCAGGUUCAUAAGUAUCUAAAAUCUAAGCUUAAGGAAUAUUUAUAUGAAAACGAAUCGAUACUUGAUAAGUUUGAGUGUUGUCAGAGUGGUGAUGGAUUACGGGUAGCAACUGGUUCUUACAACAAUUUAUUCCGAGUAUUUGGCUGUGCUCCUGGAAGUACCGAAGCUACAACUUUAGAAGCCGGUAAAAUUCCAACAGGACGACAAGUUCCAAUCCCCUCAAGGCUGUCUAGAUCACUGGGAAACAGUAUAACACGAGUUGUUGGACAAGGAGCAGAAAACAACAGGGUUGAUGCAAAUGGGAAUUCGUUUGAUUUCACGAAAAAGUUAUUGCACUUAGCAUGGCAUCCAUCAGAAAAUUCAAUUGCCUGUGCUGCUGCAAAUAGGUUGUACAUGUACUAUGCAAAAGAGAAAGAGAUGAUUGAAGAUGACAUACAUGCAUUUUGA